AUGACUCCAACGAAAAUACCGGUAAAUGAUUUCAUUGUAGCUACAGAAAAAGCAACAUGGUUUUUGUCCCCGGAAAAAGCUGACCAACUACGGGCGGAAGUCACAGGUAUUUUAACAAAUGAUAAAUUUCCUAAGUCCAGUCUCUCAAAGGAAGAACACAAAGCCAUGUUAGACCUCCAAAAAGACAAAUCUAUCCUUAUUAUGCCAGCAGAUAAAGGUAGAUCAACUGUUGUGAUGGACAAAGAUAAAUAUGAGCAAAAGGUUAAAGACAUAUUGAAUGAUGAAAAGACUUAUAUGAAAUUAGACAAGGACCCCACUCCCAAAUACAAACACAACCUUGUAGACAUUCUGAAAAAGUUGAAAACUGACAAUAAGAUCACGCCGGCUCAAUAUGAUUACUUAUAUCUGACAGCUGAAAAUGUACCACGCAUGUACUGUACACCUAAAAUCCAUAAACCCAAUACUCCAUUGAGACUGAUUGUGGACUAUACAGGUUCAAUAGGUUACGACACUUCAAGAGCUUUGGCAGAUAUUUUGGGUCCAUUGGUGGGUACUACUCAGUACCACGUGAAGAAUUCAAAGGAUUUUAGCAAGUGCAUGGCUACGGUAAUGAUAAAUGAGAAUGAAAUGUUCAACUCACACGAUGUCGUGUCACUGUUCACCAACACCCCCAUAGAGAAAGUCCUAAGGGUCAAUGAAGACCGAUUGAAAGCAGACCAACAGCUUAAAAAAAGUACCAACCUGUCAGUUCAAGACAUUAUGACUCUGUUGAAAUUUAUUCUGACUACCACUUACUUCACCUUCCGUGACCAAAUAUACCAAAAGAAAUUUGGCACCGCCAUGGGUAGUCCCGUUUCACCCAUUGUCGCUAACCUCUUGAUGGAAUUUCUUGAACAACAGGCUAUAGCGACUGCACCCCUAGCCUGUCGACCAAAACUAUGGAAAAGGUAUGUGGAUGAUGUACAUGAAAUCAUCAGAAAGGGACAGGUUCAGCACAUUACUGACCAUUUGAACUAA
Messenger RNA from Mercenaria mercenaria, 1017 nucleotides. RefSeq lists its product as uncharacterized. Lineage: Eukaryota; Metazoa; Mollusca; Bivalvia; Venerida; Veneridae. The transcript has a single exon. The record is from RefSeq and is a predicted model, not a curated record. Bases 1 to 1017 code for a protein of 338 amino acids.